Esox lucius (northern pike) is the source of this 1254-nucleotide messenger RNA. RefSeq names its product granzyme B(G,H). The transcript has 5 exons. Bases 62 to 859 code for a protein of 265 amino acids. Gene Ontology annotation, biological process: proteolysis. Lineage: Eukaryota; Metazoa; Chordata; Actinopteri; Esociformes; Esocidae. Gene Ontology annotation, molecular function: serine-type endopeptidase activity. The record is from RefSeq and is a predicted model, not a curated record.
GCCAACCCCAGAAUAGCAUUCAGCAGUGUCUCUACAUUAGAACCCUCUGAAGGACCAGACCAUGAUGCUCUUCAGAGUCCUCAGUCUCUGGGUCUUCAUCAUUCUACCUUUAUAUCUGCAAGAAGGGGACUGUACAGAGAUCAUUGGUGGACAUGAGGUCAAGCCUCACUCACUACCCUACACUGCCUUAUUGGAGAACUUCAAUAGUCACCUGGUCUGUGGAGGGAUGCUAAUUAACAGGAAGUGGGUCCUGACUGCAGCUCAUUGUUUGGUGUGGGGUUUUCCCUGGAAGAGGGACAUCAAGACGGUCCAUCUGGGUGUCCACUCCCUGAAAAGAGCUACAAGGGCUUCAAUACAGAGUAUAGAAGUAGAGAAGAAUGUUCCCCAUCCUGACUACAACGCUGAAACAUACCAGCACGACAUCAUGCUGCUGAAGCUGAAGAAGUCAGUCAAGGAGACUAAUAAUGUCCGCAUUAAGCCUCUACCCAAGCCUGUACCAGAUAUUAAGGCUGAAACAAAGUGUUUUGUGGCUGGAUGGGGAAGAACUAAAAAGGGAGGAGCCCAGUCGGAUGUCCUGUUGUCUGUGAACGUCACAGUGAUCGACAGGAAAAAGUGUUCGGUUAUGCACAAAAAUGAAACUAAAAUCACCAAUGAAAUGCUUUGUGUCGGCUACCAGGACACAGAUCCACCUGCUGCCCCUUGUCAGGGAGACUCUGGGGGUCCGUUGGUGUGUGGUGGUGAACUACGAGGAGUUGUGUCCUCUGGUGAGGGAUGUGGUCGUGAGGAGUUUCCUGGGGUAUACACAUUCAUAUCUAAAUAUGAUGAGUGGAUCAAGGAGACCAUCAGAACCUCUGAGUGAGAUGUGUGUAAUUAGCUGAUUAGAGCUCUUCUCAGGUUGACAUUUCUGUAUUAUAAAUGUUUUAUUCUAAUAUUUUGAGAUACUGGACUUUUGAUUUCCAUGAGCUGUAAGCCCUAAUCACCAAGAUUGAAACAAAGAAGGCUCGACAUUUUUCACUUAGUGUGUAAUGAAUCUAGAAUAUAUGAAGGUGUCACUUUUUUAUUUGAACUAAAGAAAAAUAACUUUCCACGAUAUUCACAUUUUUGGAGAUGCACCUGUAUACAUGUAGCUCAGGCUACAACGCUUUGACCGAUUCCAAGUUUUUACUGAUUUGUUUGACAUAAAUGUUUCAUGAUGUAGAAUGUAUUAUUGAUUGUUCUGAGCAUUUGUGAAUUAAUAAAACUUUGAGACUUUGA